UAACAAAGAAGAAAUUUCCUUAUCUCCUCCUAAUUGCUAAACCCAAAGGGGAAAAAGCUUUUGUUUAUCCACAAGCAAAAACGAAAAAGAAACAACAAAAAAAGGUACCGUCGUCUCAUCAAUACAUCAGACAAAUAAAUUCGCCCUCUCUCAUCAUCAUUUCUUCCGCGAAUCAAAGCCAAGAAAGAAGAAAACCUUCACGAGAAACCCCUCCGCCGCCCAGAUUACGACACGAAUCCAUCUUCUUCGCCGGAAAGAGCUGGACCCCGACGGUUGCAGGUCGUCGGAUUCUAGCGGGAAACUCUAAAUGUUGCAGCUCUUCUUCGCGGUGGCGUUCUCGGCGGUGCCGUUGACGCUCUACAUCCCGCCGAUCCGCUCCCUCAACCUGUUCGUGGAGACGAUCGAGGAUUUGCUCCGUCAGAUGGCCGUCCAUACUGUCCGGACGUAUCCUCGGAUACGCUUCGGCUUCUCUCGCAUCCUCAACAACCUCCUCCAUCUCGCCAGGUAAAUCAAUUCGUAAAACCCCUCUCCGCCGCCCGCCGCCGGCCAGCACCAGAUCGAAAUGUCCGUUGUUGUGUUAUCUCUGACUAGAGGCCGCUCGUCCUUCGCCUUUGGAUCGUUGUUGAAAAUUUUGAUUCCAUAGAAACUACUGGCUGCUGCCUGCUGUUGUUUGUUUGUUUGUUCGUUGUAAAUACUCUUGUGUAGCUAGCUGAUGAUAGAUAGAGAUCGAAUCGGCUGAGAAGUUCUUUAGCAGAUUUUCGUUUACUCCUCUGAAUUAGGUUUUGACCGAUUAGGUUGAUAGAUUCUCUUCGUGUGCUGGAUUUGGCUGUAAUAUUGUUUUUUUUUUUUUUUGAGGUUUCUGUAUUAUCUCUGAUUGAGCAAUAAAUUUAUAAAAAAUUG
Messenger RNA from Linum trigynum, 900 nucleotides. The record is from the annotation of a GenBank genome assembly. Lineage: Eukaryota; Viridiplantae; Streptophyta; Magnoliopsida; Malpighiales; Linaceae.